Messenger RNA from Calypte anna (Anna's hummingbird), 974 nucleotides. RefSeq names its product tumor protein p53 inducible protein 11 (gene TP53I11). Lineage: Eukaryota; Metazoa; Chordata; Aves; Apodiformes; Trochilidae. The transcript is spliced from 7 exons. The coding region runs from base 317 to 886 and encodes 189 amino acids. The record is from RefSeq and is a predicted model, not a curated record.
GGCUGCCGGUUCCGUCGCUCCGAAUUGCUUUGCCCAUGGGGCAGCCGGGCCGAACCGUCGGGACCCCCGCCCGCCGCCGGGACGUGCGCUAAGGCGAUCCCAGCAUCAGUGGAACCCCCCUUGCCAUGCCCCCCCCAUAGCCAACCUCCCUCUCCCAGGACGAUGCGGAGCAUCCUGCCAGCCUAACAGGAAGAUUUUUAUCAUUAUUUUUUUUUCUGCCCAAACCUCCUCAGAAGAUUUCAUGUGAGGGCAGAGCCUUUUCCCAGCCAACCCCUCCCCCUUUUUUCACCCCCCCUUGCCAGGGGGUUCCAGCAUCAUGGCAGGCAAGCAGCCUCCCCCCCUGAUGAAGAAGCACAGCCAGACAGACCUGGUGAGCAGGCUGAAGACACGCAAGAUCCUGGGGGUCGGCGGGGAGGAUGAUGAUGGCGAGGUCCAUCGCUCCAAGAUUAGCCAAGUCCUCGGAAAUGAAAUCAAGUUUGCUGUCCGGGAACCACUUGGGCUUAGGGUCUGGCAGCUGGUUUCCGCCAUCAUGUUUUCUGGAGUUGCCAUCAUGGCCCUGGCUUUCCCUGACCAACUCUACGAUGCUGUCUUCGAGGAGGAAUCCGUGAGCAGCAAGACUCCCGUCCGGCUCUAUGGAGGAGCCCUGCUCAGCAUUGCCCUCAUCAUGUGGAACGCGCUCUACACGGCCGAAAAAGUCAUCAUCCGCUGGAGUCUGCUGACUGAGGCCUGCUACUUCACUGUGCAGUUCCUGGUUACCACUUUUUCCCUGGUUGAGAGCAGCCGGAUAGCCACAGGGGCUGUGCUCCUCCUGGUCAGCAGAGUCCUCUUCAUCCUCAUCAGCAUUUAUUAUUAUUACCAAGUUGGACGUCGUCCCAAGAAAGUCUAAAUCCUGGGCUUUUUGUCAUGGGAAGGGUGGGAGGGGGGGGGUUUGUGUCGGUAAUUUUGCAUUAUAACUUUUUUCUUUUUAGUUUUUU